CCCCCCCGACGUCCUGGCCCUCGCCAAUCUGCUUGCCCUCUGAUCAAACGCACCGUCGCUCACAUCUGCUCUCUCCCCACCCCUCGCUAUCCCAGGCCCAAGAGGUCGCCCACCACGAUGCUCAACGACACUCCCAACGACACUCCCAACGACACUCCCAACGACACUCCCAACGACAAAACACUGCUCAGCAAUCAACCACCGCCAAGCAACAAGCGCCAACUCGCAGCGCUGUUGCCCACAGACGAAGCCGUGGCCAAGCGAGCCCGUCUGCUGGCCCAGGAUUCAUCGCCCGUCGGGCUGUCGGCAUCGAGCCGCCGUGAUUUGAUGGCCAUCCUGAUCACCAACCACCAGUUCACCACCGCCGUUGGCCUCUCCACCCUCGCCAAGCUCCCCCGGCUGGCCCGCGAGUUCCGUGGUAUUCUCUCGGCUGUUUCUCAGCCCGCCUGGUCUCAGGCCCUGGCCUUCCGUCUGGGUGAAACCGCAACUCUCCUGAAGGACAUUGGCUCCUCCGUCGACCCGGCUGCUGUCUUGCAGGGCCUUUUCUGCUACAUUGCCCGGCGUGAGAACGACUACCCGCUCUCGUCCAGCUGCUAUCUGAAGGAGCUCGCCCUUUGGUCGGCCGUGCGCCACAACAGCCUCCUCCGCGAUCGGAUUCACGAUUACUGCCUGCGAGCCCAUCGGCUGCCUGGGGCGCUUGGCCCUGCACACCAGUACAGCCCGGCUGCCCUCUCGCACCUGGACGAUCGAUCGGCCUUUCGCUUCCUCGACAGCGCACGCAUCCUCUGCCCUCCUGCCGCCCCCGCUGCUCCGGCCAGCGUCCCCUCCGAGUCCGAUGCGCCCAGCGUCGCUUCCACUGCUGCCGCAACAGACCCCCCUGCGGCCGCCGCUGUCGGCAGCGACCAUUCGGACUACGAGGCAGAGCCUAGCGAAACAACCGCCCCUUGUCCUGAGGAUGAACACGAAAGCGAGAGGCUCCGACGACAGUGCACCUUUCUUAUCUACCGCGCACGAUCGCAUCCACUGAUCCCCCCGAACCACUACGCUCGACUGCUGCCCCACGAGCUCCACUUUAUCGAACACACCAAGAACGUCGGCCUGGUUCUCUGCAACUGCACUCUCGCCUCGCUCGCCGGAUGGCCGCAGAGUCUCUCCAAUGUUGUGACCAUGCGAUUCAUGGGCCGCAAUCUCGAAACCAUCGCCUGGGGCAACCACCAGGUUCCCGACACUCCUGCGCUCAGGAGCUUGAUCUUCCCUCCUCAGCUGCGGAGCCUCAUCGGCCUCCCGCGGAAGCUGGAGUCGCUCGAGGCGAUGGAUCUCUCCGAGUGCGCGGCCCUCCGAAACCUUGCCGGUAUGCCUGUCGUUCUGCCAAGGCUCAGGACUCUGCUUCUGCCAAACAACCUCGAGAGCCUCGAGGGCAUGUCGCCGACCCUCGAGUCGCUCACCGAGCUGAAUCUCAGCCUGAUCACCAAGCUGAAGAGCCUCGAGGGCAUCUCGGCCAGCAUGCCGAGCCUGGCUCGCCUCACUCUGCCGUGGGACCUGGAGAACCUCGCCAGCGUGCCACGAUCGCUCGAUGCCCUCGAGUCUCUGGUUAUGAACCGAUGCGACCGCCUGGAGACCCUCGAGGGCAUGCCCGAGCACCUGCCCGCCCUGACCAAACUCUCGCCUCCGCAGUACCUGCACAGCCUCCACGGCAUAACCGUGCCAACAAAGUCUCUGACCAGCCUGAAUUUAUCCGGCUGUGUCGAUCUCGUUGGCCUUGCUGGUCUCCCCGAGGCCAUGCCCCAUCUCCGGGAGCUCUAUCUUCCGCCCUCGCUCGAGUCUCUCGCCGGAAUGCCGCUGCUCGGCUCGCUCAGAAACCUGGGCAUCAGCAAAUGCCACAAGCUCAAGUCCCUGGCCGGCAUGUGCCUCAGCCUCCCGGCCCUGAGGACGCUCUCCCUCCCAACCUCCCUUGAAUCGCUAGAGGGCCUGCCAUCGUCGAUGGACUUGCUCCGCACCCUCAAUCUUACCCGGUGCGUGCACAUUGCCGACUUGAAGGGGCUUCCCAACCAGCUACCUCGCCUACGGGAGCUGCAUCUUCCCUCCACCCUCGCGAGCCUCGAGGGCAUGUCCAAAGCCAUGCCACUCCUCCAACGACUCGAUCUGACUGGCUGCGCCAAGCUGACGAGCCUGGAGGGCAUGCCAACGACCCUGCCGGGUUUGGAGUCGCUGUCGCUGCCGCCCAAUCUGGACAGCCUCGAGGGCCUCAGCUCUGCCCUUGAUGUUCUUGUGGCGCUCGAUAUGUCGGCGUGCCUGAAGCUGCGGACCCUGGCCGGCCUUCCGCACUCGAUGCCCUAUUUGAGGGUGCUGACGCCGCCUAUACAUAUAGAAAACCUGAAGGAACUGCCUCGCGGAUUGGGCUCGCUGGUGAAACUAGAUUUGUCGGCAUGCCUCUCACUCAGGAGUCUGUCUGGCCUCAACGUCAACCUCAAGAAACUGCGGACCAUUGUCUUGCCUCCGAACAUGUCGAGUCUCUCGGGUAUUCCCAACCGCACCUGGAUCAAGCGCAUGGAUUUCAGCCUCUGCGAACACGCCGAGAAGCUCGCCGGCGAUGCGUGGGAGCACCGCAUCUCGUAUCCUCCUCGGUCGCAUACCUCCGAACCCUUCCAAGUCUUUACAAUGCGGUAUGCCGUCCCGGAGGAGGAUCCGACCGUGUCCAAGCCAGAGAGCCCUCGUCCGACCCAGCCUGCUGUCGAGGUUGUGUUGAAUCUCGGUCCUCCGCAGCCGCGGGCUGCAGAACCACACCCAUCGGCAGCAGCAGCAACAGCAGCGGCUCAUCAAACUGCGAAUGCCCACCCGCAAAUGAGACAAGCGCAUCUUCCAGCUACUGUCGUCAGCGCUCCCUCGCACCCCCCUCGUCGAAUGGCAGCGCUGCCAGGAGGAGGACCGGUUGCUGCACCUGGCAUGGUCCCAGGCCACUUCUUCCCGCCGAGCCCGUACUCUGCCGUGCCCGUGCCGUACCCGGUCCACCCGCAGCUCUACUCUGUUCCGCCAGGGGUUUAUGCGCCACAUGUGGUUUACGCAACAGCUGCAGGUCCGUACGUCGUGCCUGUCCAUCCGCACGGCAUGGCCGGUCAUCCUCGUCCGUUCUUAUCGCACCCUCCUCAGCGUCGUUCUACCCAAUCACAAUCGCCUUCGUCUGUCUCGGCCGCGACAGUCGCCGCGACAGCGCACUCGAGUUACCCAGCACCACUGUCGGCAGCGUCAAGACCGACGCUGGCUUCCAGCCUGGAUGGAACUGUCGAUCUCUGCUCAAGAACAGGCACCGAAUCGACGGUCAAGCUGCUUGAGACCGAGGCAAGCCCGAGAGAUCUGUCCAAGACACAGACAUCGAUAUCUGGAGCGCAUCCGACCGCGUAUCAAAGUCGUCACGACGGGCGUCUUCCUGCCGAGGAGCUGUCGAAGAAUCACGGUUCCGCUGAUCAUGGAUGGGCACCGGCGCUCAUUCAGCCGACCCAGUCUCUUGGCGAAGCAUCCUCUAGGUGUCAAUCGGCUGUAUUCCCCUCAACCAUGACCAUGACCAUGCCAUUGCCAAUGAAUCAGUUAGACAAGUUUUCUCUGAUGAACGAUGCUCGCCCGUACACUGCAUCCGUCUCCACCAAGAUCGACUCGUCCGUCUUGCCCCGACAUAGCGCGCCUGUUUCGCCUGACAGUUUGUCUGCCUCGCCGUCCAUCGAACCCGCCUCGCCGUCAAAACCGCCGACGCCGUCACCAGAUCCAAUGUCACAGGAUCACUCCAAAGCUGGCGCCACCAUCGAGAAUGCAUCGUUGGACUCAGGCUCUGCCGACAACCUGAAGCUGCCAGUGUCAGAGAAGGCCGAAUCGACGGGCUGGACAUACCGAUUGACGCCGAGUCCUGUCGACUCUAUCAGCGAGAGGAUCGACGCCUCGACUCGCUCGUCGGAUUCGACAAAGACGCGGGAGGGCUCAGCUGGCCGACAAGCUGCCGGCUCCGUCUACGAUCCCUCUUCUGCUCCGUACCCACCCGUCGAGCAGUACGCAUCCUUGCCCGGGCGGAUCGGGCAUCGGUCCGGCCAGGCGUUGCACCAGCGUAGCGAGCACGCUCGUAUGAGCACACUGCCCCCGACUUUGGUGGAACGAAAGACUCGGUUCAAGCGGAGGGUAGGCACAGCUCGGAAGCCGGCUGGCCGAUUCCUUCCAGCCAGCAUGGCACCGCUGGCGACGCUCUUCGGCGCAAUCAGUGAACAAAUCGAAAGGCGACUAUCGACGCAAAACGCCGAGCAGCAGCAUCAACAGCAGCCAAACGGGGACCAAACCUCGCAAUCGUCUCCGAUGCUGGCCGCGCCGGGACUUUCUCAAUGCGCUCGUCUGGCCAGCUUGGUGACCGUAGCGACAUCGGACAGCGCGCGAGUGUGAUUCGACCGACAUGGCUGUGCCAGGACGGACACGAAUAUUGCAAUCUGUGGAAGCGAGCACGAUCACUUAAUUUCGCCACUCUGGCUUGUCCCGCUGCGUGCCCAACGCCUCCCAAAAGAUCCGCCAUGAACGAAUGCAGGAAAAGAGAUAACAAUCCCAAGCCCGAUUACCGUUGUUGUUCGUUUUGUCGGUUCUGUUGUUUUUCUGUUGUGUUUGCUGCAGUUCUUAUCAUUAUUAUCAUCAUCAUCUUGAUCAUCCAUCCGCAUUGCUUAUCUUUUUCUUACCGCUUCCUUUCAUUUCACGGCACUCCAAAAAUUGAAAUGGGUUGUACGGUGGGAGGUUCUUCGACCCCCGACGUGUACGCUGUCUUGCUGGCUCCAAUAUACUAUUCUUCAUGUCUGCCGCACCCUUGUCGUCAGCGGCCA
Messenger RNA from Polychytrium aggregatum, 4841 nucleotides. RefSeq lists its product as uncharacterized. NCBI's taxonomy places the organism in Eukaryota, Fungi, Chytridiomycota, Chytridiomycetes, Polychytriales. The coding region runs from base 118 to 4416 and encodes 1432 amino acids. The transcript has a single exon. The record is from RefSeq and is a predicted model, not a curated record.